Nicotiana tabacum (common tobacco) is the source of this 1425-nucleotide messenger RNA. RefSeq names its product leucine-rich repeat extensin-like protein 4. NCBI's taxonomy places the organism in Eukaryota, Viridiplantae, Streptophyta, Magnoliopsida, Solanales, Solanaceae. Gene Ontology annotation, molecular function: protein binding. The record is from RefSeq and is a predicted model, not a curated record.
UGCAGAGACUAAUUAACAAAAAUGGCUUCAUUUUCCAAUCCCAUUACCACCACCACCACCACCACCUUUAUUAUCUUGAUACUAAGUCUUACAUCCUUGUUCAACAACUUAACAGCCAAAAAUGGUCACAAAACCGCCCUGCACCAUAAUCGUCGUGGCCAUUCUUCCUCCAUUAACGCUAUAGCAAAUCCACGGCUCCAUCAAGCCUACAUUGCUCUACAGGCUUGGAAGCGCGUGAUUUACUCUGAUCCUAACAAUUUAACUACCAAUUGGAUAGGUCCUUCAGUUUGCAAUUACACAGGAGUUUACUGCUCAAAACUCCCUAAUGACACAAAAAUCCAAGUUGUUGCUGGCAUUGAUUUAAACCAUGCUGAUAUAGCCGGUUUCUUGCCUGAUGAACUCGGCCUUCUCAAUGACUUAGCAUUGCUUCACCUAAACAGUAAUCGUUUUUGUGGAAUCCUUCCGCUUACUUUAUCCAAUCUAACUCUCUUAUAUGAGCUUGAUCUUAGUAACAACAGGUUUGUAGGUCCUUUCCCUGACGUCGUCCUCUCUCUUCCUUCGUUAAAGUAUCUUGAUCUUCGUUACAAUGAAUUCGAAGGGCCAUUGCCUUCUCAACUCUUUAGCAAGAAUCUUGAUGCCAUUUUCUUUAACAACAAUCGUCUCACGUCUGUAAUCCCAUCAAAUUUAGGCUCAAGUUCAGCUUCUGUUAUUGUUUUCGCGAAUAACUUCUUUGGAGGUCAACUUCCACCUAGCAUAGCCAACUUUGCAAACACAUUAGAAGAAUUACUCCUAAUUAAUACUAGUUUAACAGGGUGUUUGCCUCCUGAAGUUGGAUUCUUGUACAAGUUAAGAGUUCUAGAUGUGAGCAAUAACAAGUUAGUAGGGCCAAUUCCUUAUACUAUAGCAGGGUUAGCUCAUUUGGAGAUGCUAAAUUUAGCACAUAAUAUGAUGAGUGGAAUUGUGCAAGAAGGAAUAUGUGCUUUGCCUAAUCUGUCAAACUUCACAUUCUCUUAUAACUAUUUCUGUGAGGAGCAAGGCAUUUGUAGCAACUUGACAUCAAAGGGCAUUGUAUCCGAUGAUCGUCGGAACUGUCUGCCAGAUAAGCCUCUUCAAAGAAACAAGAAGGAUUGUGAAGCUGUGAAUGAGAAUCCAGUUGAGUGUUUUUAACUUCAUUGUUGUUGUUGAUGUUGUUAUUCAUAGUGGUUUUGUUCCUUGUGAAGUUGCUUCUGUCCUAGCUUCCUAGCUUUAAAUUUUUAUUGUUUCUUUUUCUAUUCAAAUGAACCAAAAAAAAGGUAAAGGAAGUGUGUUAAUACAAAUUAUGGAAUAAUGUAAAUAUUGGUUUAAAGCAAACAGUGGAAAUCUGGUGUGUAUUGAAGGUUGUACAUAUUGGUUUGAAAUUUUCGUUCUAAUUGUUUGUAUGUGGUA